UUUAGGGUUCUUGCAGUACAUUGAGAGAUUGUUGUAAUCCUUAGAUAGUCACCAUAUACGCCUUUUUGUUCUUUUGAUGAUCUUUUUUACUGUUGGUUUCAGUGAAGAUUUGCCGCAAAAUCCACAUUUGUUUAUCUGGUUCCGUUGUCUAUUUUAGGGUCGAUUGAUUUCGUACUACCAAAAAAAAAUGAUAAGAAUGAAACGUGUUCACUUACUACGUCUCGUAUUUUAUGCUUCUUACAGUACAUUGAGAUUGUUGUAACCUUAGAUAGUCACGAUAUAUGCUCUCUUUUGAUGAUCUUUUUUACGUUUGGUUUCAGUAAAGAUCUGCUGUAAAUUCCACAUUUGUUAAUCUGGUAAUACCAAAAUGAAAAGAAUGAAACGUUUUCCCUUACUAGGUCUCGUAUUUCAUUCUUCUUAUCCUUAUGAUCAACUUUUUCUUAUGCCCUGUUUGUCUUUGGAGAAAUUGGUGUCUAACUAUUAUAGUCUGUUAUGGUGUGGAUGAAAGUUGGGAAAGGGAGAGGAGGAAAGAGAAGGGGAUGCUUCUUUCAUAACAGCAAUAAUGCUAAGCGAUUAGCAGAUAGAAUGGUGAUUUCAUUUUAUUAGUUGAUCUAUGAGAAUCAUUGGAGAAUUCCCUUUGUUUUUGGACCAUUCAUUUAUCAGAAUCACAAAGAGACAAUUUCAGAAAUAAAAAUAUUUUCUAUUUAUCCAAAGAAUAAGACCUCAGAUGCUAUUAUGGUGCCCUGCUGAUUAUUUAUUUUUCAAUGGUUAUCCCCGUUGAAAAUGUUGCCUUUUUUCUCUCAAAGAUGAUGACACACCCUACAAAGUCCAAUGUGUAUAUAUUUGGCUUCUGUUCUUUUUUUUUCCUCCACAAAGUUUUGGUCCAUUUGAAUAAUUGAUGAACCCUACUGAUUUGUUGUUAGCAAUUCUGAAGUUUGAAUUCCUACUGUGUUGUGAGGUGCAGAAUGGAUUCUCAAAUUAAGCAUGCUGUGGUGGUGAAAGUCAUGGGUAGAACAGGAUCUCGAGGUCAGGUGACACAGGUGAGAGUCAAGUUCUUGGAUGAUCAAAAUCGGUUCAUCAUGAGGAAUGUGAAGGGACCAGUUAGAGAAGGAGAUGUUCUCACUCUUCUUGAGUCUGAGAGGGAAGCUAGAAGAUUGCGCUAGUAGGUUUUUUUUUUUUUGUUCUGUUAAUUUUUCUAGUGUUGAAUUUGGUUACAGUGACUGCUAGUAAUUGAGGUUUGAUAGUUAAUGAAAACAUGUUAAGAUUCAUUAUAUUUAAUGAGAUGCUUUAAAUGUUUCUAUUUAUUCAAAACCUUUAAAUAUUUCGACUA
Messenger RNA from Carica papaya (papaya), 1330 nucleotides. The record is from RefSeq and is a predicted model, not a curated record. NCBI's taxonomy places the organism in Eukaryota, Viridiplantae, Streptophyta, Magnoliopsida, Brassicales, Caricaceae.